GAGUCUUUCAAAUUUUAUAAUUCAGAUGAUCAUCCAGUUUUGCAAGAAAUUCGAUUUAACGUUCAAGGCAAGAAUUACUUGGUUGAUUAUUGUAAAGAAAAUGAAGAUCAGUAUAUUAAUGCAUUUGUAAAAGUCAUUGAUUAA
Molecule: messenger RNA, 144 nt
Organism: Racocetra persica
Lineage: Eukaryota; Fungi; Glomeromycota; Glomeromycetes; Diversisporales; Gigasporaceae
Source: the annotation of a GenBank genome assembly